CCGCCUCCCAACACAGCACCACGAACCACGGGUCCAACAACCCGGCCCCGUCGACGUCAGCGGCAACAACACCAACACCACAGCAACCUGCACCACCAUCAUCAGCACCACACCCACCCCCCACCCCACCUCACAAUGCCACCCCCCACAACCCUCCCCACAAUCGACAUCUCGCCCUUCCUCCACUCCUCCUCCACCCCCGCCGCGCGCGCCGCCACCGCCGCAGCGCUCGCCCACGCCUGCGCCGCCUCCGGCUUCUUCUACCUGACAGGCCACGGCAUCGCAGACAGCACGCUCGCGCACGUCGUCGAGCUCGCGCGGCGCUUCUUCCUCGAGAGCAGCGACGACGAAAAAGCAAGGAUUGCGCGCCGCGGUGUUAGUGAGGGUGGGGACGGGGCGCGCGGCUAUCAGCGCGUGGGCGAGAACGUUACUUUGGGGCGGAGGGACUGGCAUGAGGCGGUGGAUUUGUAUCGUGAGUUUUGCGAGGGCGAGGAGGAGGGCUUUGGAGGUAAGGAGGAUGGCUUGCUGAGGGGACGGAACUUGUGGCCUAGGCAUCCGCCCGAGUUGAGGGAUUUGCUGGAGGCGUAUGUGGAAAGGGUGAAAGGGGUGGGGACGGCGGUUGUAAGGGCCAUGGGAUGCGCGUUGGGGGAGGGGCUGGAGGAGGUGUUUGUGCGGGAGACGGGGAAGAGUUUUUGGGUGUUAAGGAUGGUGGGGUAUCCGGGGUUGCCUGAGGAGGGGGCCGAGGACGAUGACGGUGACGGCGAGGAGGAGGGGGAAAGGGACAUGGGCAGGGGGGUCAGCUGUGGUGAACAUACCGACUACGGCUGCAUAACCCUACUCCUCGCCGACGCCACCCCCAACGCCCUCCAAGUCCGCACCCGCGACGGAGCCUGGAUUAGCGCAGACCCGGUGCCUGGCGCCUUCGUCGUCAAUAUCGGCGACAUGAUGGAGCGGUGGACGAACGGGUUAUGGAAGAGCACCCCGCACCGCGUCGUCCAUCGGGGCAGUGGCUACCGCGUCAGCGUGCCGUUUUUCUUUGAGCCGGACUUUGGCGCCAGGGUUAGGCCGCUGGAGAGGUGUGUCCAGCUUACUGGUGGCGUGGAGAGGUAUUCUGAGGUGGCGUAUGGUGAGUUUUUGAUGCGGAAGAUUAGGGGGAAUUUCGUUUAGGAUGAAUCAACUCCCAACACCUUGUAGGUAGUUGCUUCGUAGGCAGCUGACGUCGUAUUGUCAACAAGCAAAGCCCGAGUCGAGCGUGUGUUGAGUGGGG
Molecule: messenger RNA, 1267 nt
Organism: Aplosporella prunicola CBS 121167
Lineage: Eukaryota; Fungi; Ascomycota; Dothideomycetes; Botryosphaeriales; Aplosporellaceae
Exons: 3
Coding region: 136-1167 (343 amino acids)
Molecular function (GO): dioxygenase activity
Source: RefSeq, a predicted model, not a curated record